AUGGGCGGGUGAUAUAGAAAGCGGGGUCAAUGAGGCGGACGAACGGAAAGACGAAGGCGGGUCUAGUAACAGGAAUGGUCCGAUGAGGCUCUGCACAGACGGUGGGAGGCCGGGUUGACCGCGUCCCCCGUCUCCCGGUCCGACAGAACUUGGAAAUCCCGAAGACAUUAUCUUAAGAUUGAGCCUCUAAGUGUAGAAGAGAAAAGCCACAGCUCUGGUCAGCCCGGCACGUGCCCCGCCCCCACCCCGGAGUCCCGGAAGCGGAAGUGACGGACACGGAAGUGGGCUGCUGUUACCGAGGGGCCUGGCCGGGCAGAUGCCAACAUGGCAGCGGUUGGAGCUGGAGGUUCCACCGCGGCGGCAGGGCAAGGGGCGGUCUCCGCGGGGGCGUUGGACCCUGGGGCCGCGAGUGCGGCUCACCGGCGCCUCAAGUACAUAUCCCUAGCUGUGUUGGUGGUCCAGAAUGCCUCCCUCAUCCUCAGCAUCCGCUACGCCCGCACACUGCCUGGGGACCGCUUCUUUGCCACCACUGCUGUGGUCAUGGCGGAAGUGCUCAAAGGUCUCACCUGCCUGCUGCUGCUGUUCGCACAGAAGAGGGGUAACGUGAAGCACCUGGUUCUCUUCCUCCAUGAGGCUGUCCUGGUGCAGUAUGUAGACACGCUCAAGCUUGCAGUGCCCUCUCUCAUUUAUACCUUGCAGAAUAACCUCCAGUAUGUUGCCAUCUCCAACCUGCCAGCUGCCACUUUUCAGGUGACGUACCAGCUGAAGAUCCUGACCACAGCACUGUUCUCCGUGCUCAUGCUGAACCGCAGCCUUUCCCGGCUGCAGUGGGCCUCCCUGCUGCUCCUCUUCACUGGCGUCGCAAUUGUCCAGGCCCAGCAAGCCGGUGGGGGAGGCCCACGGCCCCUGGACCAGAACCCCGGAGCAGGCCUAGCAGCUGUUGUGGCCUCCUGUCUCUCCUCAGGCUUCGCAGGUGUCUACUUUGAGAAGAUCCUCAAAGGCAGCUCGGGCUCCGUGUGGCUACGCAACCUGCAGCUGGGCCUCUUUGGCACAGCACUGGGCCUGGUGGGGCUCUGGUGGGCUGAGGGCUCUGCUGUGGCCCACCGUGGCUUUUUUUUUGGGUACACUCCUGCUGUCUGGGGUGUAGUGCUCAACCAGGCCUUUGGUGGGCUACUAGUGGCUGUCGUUGUCAAGUACGCCGACAACAUCCUCAAGGGCUUCGCCACCUCCCUGUCCAUUGUGCUGUCCACUGUUGCCUCCAUUCGCCUCUUUGGCUUCCACGUGGACCCAUUAUUUGCCCUUGGUGCUGGGCUCGUCAUUGCUGCCGUCUACCUCUACAGCCUUCCCCGAGGUGCAGCCAAAGCCAUAGCUUCUUCCUCUGCCUCCGCCUCCGGGCCCUGCAUUCACCAGCAGCCUGCAGGGCAGCCACCUCCACCUCAGCUGUCUUCCCAUCACAGAGACCUGGUCACGGAGCCCUUUCUGCCAAAGUUGCUCACCAAGGUGAAGGGUUCCUAGCUGCUGGGAUUGAAGACGUUGCCCUGGCCUCGUUCUCCCUUCUUGCCCUGGCCCAGCUGGGACCAAACUAAUCAGUAUUAGGGGUAGGGUGAGGUAGACACUGAACUCCCCACCACCUCCACCCCCAUGCAGGUCUGACACGAGUAAGCUCUCUCUGGUAAAGAACCACCUUAGCCCUCAGCCCCUGCCACCCCAUGCUAUUUCUUAGGUGAGUUUUUACAAAUAAAAUAUGUUUUGCAUCUUGCUGGCUUGGGUUGGGAAGCCUCGAAAG
Galeopterus variegatus (Sunda flying lemur) is the source of this 1786-nucleotide messenger RNA. It is a transcript of the gene SLC35A2, whose product is annotated as solute carrier family 35 (UDP-galactose transporter), member A2. Gene Ontology annotation, cellular component: Golgi membrane. Gene Ontology annotation, molecular function: UDP-galactose transmembrane transporter activity. The transcript is spliced from 5 exons. Bases 325 to 1515 code for a protein of 396 amino acids. The record is from RefSeq and is a predicted model, not a curated record. Gene Ontology annotation, biological process: pyrimidine nucleotide-sugar transmembrane transport. NCBI's taxonomy places the organism in Eukaryota, Metazoa, Chordata, Mammalia, Dermoptera, Cynocephalidae.